Messenger RNA from Scophthalmus maximus (turbot), 2787 nucleotides. RefSeq names its product trafficking protein particle complex subunit 14-like. Gene Ontology annotation, cellular component: TRAPPII protein complex. Gene Ontology annotation, biological process: cilium assembly. The record is from RefSeq and is a predicted model, not a curated record. The transcript has 13 exons. Gene Ontology annotation, molecular function: alpha-tubulin binding. The coding region runs from base 71 to 1912 and encodes 613 amino acids. Lineage: Eukaryota; Metazoa; Chordata; Actinopteri; Pleuronectiformes; Scophthalmidae.
GUGUGUGUCAUUGCUGGUGUGUGUGUGUCUUGACUGUGGUCCAGCUCCUCAGCCUCCUCCGGUCGUCGCCAUGGUGCAGAUGAUGGAGUCGCAGUGCGAGUACUUCAUGUAUUUCCCGGCGGUGCCGAUCACGGACCUGUCGGACCCGGCGCGCUACCGCACCCUGCCCCGCCGGAGCCACCUGUACCUGGGGGAGACGGUCCGCUUCCUGCUGGUGCUGCGCUGCAGGGACGCGGGGGCGACGCCGACCGAGCAGGGCUCCGCAGGGGGCGGCGACAGCGCGGCAGCAGCCUUCGGGUCGGAGUCGGCCAGCGGCCGGGUGUGGCGGGAGCUGGCCGGUUCCCUGUGCGCCGUGGCCAGCGUGAGUCCCGGCGAGGGCAGCCGCCACCGGGGCAACCACCACCAGCAUCACCACGACUACCAGAGCAGCGGCGACGAGGCCAACGAUGACGGGGAGGAGGACUAUAUCGCGGCGGCGGAGGCGGCCAUCGCGGCGCUCGGCAGCAGGGUGGACUCGCGAUGCCGAAGCUUCAGGGACUGCAAACCGCUGCUCAUCCACAACUCGUCCGGGACAGCGUCCAGGGAGUUCCGCAGGGCGCCAGUCCAGUCUCCUCUGGACGAGCCGGUGGUUUUGACGGAUGAAGUGAUCUUCCCUCUCACUGUCUCCCUGGACAAACUUCCUGUCAGCACCCUGAAGGUCAAGGUGAUGGUCACCGUGUGGAAGAAGGAGGCGGAGAAGGCGGAGGUGCAUGAGCUCGGUUACCUGAGCGUCCUGCAGCAACGAGAGCCGACACACACCUUCAGACACGACCUGAACACCUUCAAGGCUCAAGUGAGCACCACGCUGACCGUCCUGCCGCCUCCGACCGUCCGCUGUAAACAGAUGACCGUCUCCGGGAGGCAACUCGCCGUCCUCAAGGUGCUGAACGAGUCGUCUCAGGAGGAGGUGAGUAUCCGGGACGUUCGGAUUUUGCCGAACCUGAACGCCUCGUACCUUCCCAUGAUGCCAGACGGCUCCGUGCUGCUGGUGGACAACGUGUGCCACCAGUCCGGUGAGGUCGGCAUGGCGUCCUACUGCAGGGUGGACAGUCUGGCCUGCCGCCUUCCCAGCAUGCUCAGCGCCCUGGAGGAGCACGACUUCCUGUUCCAGCUGCACCUCAACGACAUGAAGCCGGACGACUCCAACGAGGGGCUGGAGGUUCCCCUGGUCGCUGUGUUGCAGUGGUCAACUCCCAAGAUGCCUUUCACCAACUGUAUCUACACCCACUACAGGCUGCCCAGUAUCCGUCUGGACGAGCCGCGGUUCGUCAUGACGGCGAGCUGCCCGAGCACCGUCAGGGUGAAGGAGCACUUCAAGGUCAAAUACGUUCUGCUCAACAACCUUCAGGACUUCCUGGCUGUACGGCUCGUCUGGACGCCAGAGGGUCGCGGUCAGGUCGACGAUGCAGCGCUGGCGGCCGUGGUUUGUCACACUCCCCUCAGUAACCUGGGUCAGUGUAGGAAAGGCAGCACUCUGUCCUUCAGCGUGUCGUUUCAGAUCCUCAAACCAGGACUGUACGAGCUCAGUCAACACAUGAAGCUGAAGCUUCAGUUCACGGCCUCAGUUUCAAACCCUCCACCAGAUGCUCGACCUCUGUCACGUAAGAACAGCCCGUCCAGCCCGGCGAUGCGAGACCUGUUGGACCGACACCAGGCCAGUCUGGGUCGGUCUCAGUCCUUCUCCCACCAGCAGCCUUCUCGAUCCCACAUCAUGAGGACGGGCAGCGCCAUGGAGCGACGGGCCAUCACCCCGCCCGUCGGCUCGCCGGUCGGUCGACCGCUCUACCUGCCGCCGCAGGACAAGUCGCUGCUGUCGCUGGACAAGAUCGCCAAGAGGGAGUGCAAAGUCCUGGUGGUGGAUCCCGUCGGCUAGGGAGCGAGGAGGCGAGGAGAUAAGGCAGCGAGGAGGGACAGAGGUGAAAGGACAAGGAGGCAGCGAGGAGAGAUAAACACUUUUGUUUUAAUUUGGAAAAUGAGUCGAUGGAAGAAAAAAAAAACUGAAGAAGAAAUCGACUUCGGCUUCUUUGUCAAAACUGAAACAGAAGCUCAACCGACGUCUCCUGUUGCCAUCGGAAAUAAGAAACUUUCAGGUUUCACUGAUGAAACAAACAAAUGAAAUGCAAAUGUGAGAUGUGUGUACUAUCAUGUUUCUGUAUUAAAGCUGCAGCACGCUCUCUGAUACGGCCUCGUUCAAAAAAGGUUGGUGCAGGUAUCAAAGUCUCGCCCCUACACCCACUCAACCAAUCAUGAGUUAGUGUCAGCUGUCAAUCAUGACGUCUCAGACCGUUUUUAUAUCAUCGAAUAACUAAUGAAAACCAACUAACAUGGAGGGGCUGGGGCUUAUGGCCUAUACUGCAGCUCGCCACCAGGGGGCGAUCGUGAUGAUUUGGCUUCACUUUAGAGGAGCCGUCACGUCGUCCAUCUUUAUUUACAUUCAUUGGGCAUCACAAAUAAAUAAUUUAUCAAACAGUAAUAAAUGUAUAAAUUACAGCUCAUUGAUGAGGCCUUAUCAGAAAGUGAGGAGCUGAGAGAAGUUGUAAAUAAUCGCACAGGAAGUAGAAGUUUAUUUAAUUUAAUUUAUUUCAGUAUUAUUCUCUUGUCUGUUGAGUUUAUUGUCAUAUCAUGUAAAUGAAUUGGUCACAUACUGAACUGUUUACAUCAACUACAGUAUUUCAUCAUGCUACACGUGAACAUUUUCCAUCAGAAAUAAAUGCAGAUCACAUGCUGCUGUUUACAUGUUUCUUUGAA